UCGCGGGGGUCCCCAGCGGCAGGACCCCUGCAAUCAUACAUCUUAUGCCCUAUCCUUUAGAUAGGGGAUAAGAUAUAUAAAGCCAGAAUACCCCUUUAACAGUGAUGGGACAAACUCAAUACAUGGGGGAAAUAUGGGAAACCUACACCUCAAGGUGAAGACUCCACUAAACCAAUUUUAUUUCUCCUUUUAGCACCUCUGUAGACACAAUGGCAGCAGGCGUCAUAAGAAACCUCUCAGAAUUCAAGUUGCCUCCACCGUUCCAACAUUCAUUCCUAUUCCCGGCUCUAACCCAGGAUGUGGACUUCCAAGACUCCUCAGAAGAGGACGACGACAUGGUGGAAGAAGAUGAGAUGGAAAACUUAUCCUACGGAGAAGAGCAAGACAUCAGAUCCGUCAGUGAUGUGAGCAGCCAUGAUGCCUCCUCAGAAGAAAGUCCUACAGCGAUGACCGAGCAGCUCCUCAGGUUUUCGGAGCUCAUCAGCAAUGAUAUUCAAAGAUAUUUUGGGCAGAAGACCAAGGAGGAAGAUCCAGACUCUUGUAAUAUUUAUGAAGACUACUUCACCCCUCGAAUGUAUGGAGGGCAGGAGUUAUACUAUCAAGACUUGAUGAAGAUGGCACAAAGCAAAGACCAUGAUAGAGAUGACUUCUUCCGCUCCCUCACCCCUUGUGCAGAGAUAGACCAUAAGGUAUUAAAGACCAUCUGCACCAAGGAAGAUCCCAAAAAGCUGGGUCCUCUCACUGAGCUCUUUGACUUUGGUCUUCGAAAGUAUACGAGGCAAAAAGUGCCAGUGGGUAAGGAUGCCAGGUUACACAGACUAGAUCGCAAAUAUGCCCAUAUUGUGCCCAUGCACAGACGGAUGUUACCCCUGUCCUUCUGGAAGGAACCAUCCCCCGUCCCAACCUGCAUUCUGAACACCAACACCCCUGACUUCAGUGACCUCCUGGAAAACUGGACGUCGGACACUCAUCAUGAAUUACACUGCGCUGGAAGGGACCUCAUGAGCGAAUUCGGCAGAUAGGUCAAUGUUAUAUAUAUAUUAAUAGCAUCAUGUCUGGAGGAAACCAGGCACUGCCUAUCACCUGCCCAAUACCAUCCCUACAGUGAUCAUGGUGGGGGCAGCAUCAUGUCUGGAGGAAACCAGGUACUGCCCAUCACCAUCCCUACAGAGAUCAUGGUGGGGGCAGCAUCAUGUCUGGGGGGAAACCAGGCACUGCCCAUCACCUGCCCAAUACCAUCCCUCCAGUGAUCAUGGUGGGGGCAGCAUCAUG
Hyla sarda is the source of this 1272-nucleotide messenger RNA. RefSeq names its product proline and glutamate rich with coiled coil 1 (gene PERCC1). The record is from RefSeq and is a predicted model, not a curated record. The transcript has a single exon. Lineage: Eukaryota; Metazoa; Chordata; Amphibia; Anura; Hylidae. The coding region runs from base 210 to 1022 and encodes 270 amino acids.